Candida albicans SC5314 is the source of this 1188-nucleotide messenger RNA. RefSeq names its product S-adenosylmethionine-dependent methyltransferase. Lineage: Eukaryota; Fungi; Ascomycota; Pichiomycetes; Serinales; Debaryomycetaceae. The transcript has a single exon. The record is from RefSeq and is a predicted model, not a curated record. Gene Ontology annotation, molecular function: S-adenosylmethionine-dependent methyltransferase activity. Bases 1 to 1188 code for a protein of 395 amino acids.
AUGAGCCAAAAUGCCGAUGAAUAUGAAGCUUUAACGGCCACUUUACUGUCGUUUUACAAUUUUUUCAGGCACCAAUUCGAGCACAUUAUCAAACCAAGACUAAUAAAAUUUCGAGCCAUGACCGAGAAAGAAAGAGCUUUGCUUCCAUGGUACGAAGCGCACACAGGGGAGUUAAAACAGUGUAUCGAAGUAAAUCGUGGAUUUACGGAAUUACUAUCUACAAGCAUUGCAAAUGACUGGGGUGUUGCUGGAACAUCUCUAGAUUGGCAUCCAGCUGGCCCUCGAGAGUUUGAGAUAACCUCCACGACGUUAUUGCAAUUGAUGAGAGAGUGGAGUGACGAGGGCCAAGCUGAAAGAGACGUUGCAUUCACUCGAAUCAUAAGCGAGUUGGAAGAGCUUUAUCCUGAUGAGCCGUCGCGACAAUCAAUCAGAAUAUUAAACCCUGGCUGUGGCUUGGGUCGAUUGGUUAUGGAGUUGGUGAUAAGAGGAUUUUGGACACAAGGAAACGAGAUCAGCUACCACAUGCUAUUGGCAUCAAAUUUUAUAUUGAAUCACAGCCAGUUUCCUCACAGCCAUUCGAUAUUUCCGUUUUUAUCGAGAUCGUCGCAUUUGGUAAAGCGAAAGUAUCAAACAAGGGGCAUCACAAUCCCCGAUGUGGCACCGUUUGCGGUCCUCUCAGAAUUGAAGGAGAAAACUCCCAGUAUUGCAUACGAAGAAUUGAUGUCAAUAACUGCCGGCUCGUUUCUUGAAUUAUACGGUCCAAAUAAACCGAGCGACACUUUGAAUGACCCGGCUGCCAUUGAGUUGAAGAAUUCGAGCAAAGAUAGCUUUGACGUCGUUGUUACGAAUUUUUUUUUAGACACAGCAAGCAAUAUCAUCGAGUAUGUGAGAGCAAUCAACCACGUUUUGAAAAAUGGUGGCAGAUGGAUAAAUUUCGGUCCAUUGUUGUGGCAUUUUGAGGGUGACUACAAUGUCAGCUACAUUAAUAGAGAAGAUAAUGUCUCUAUACCAGAUAUCAAAAAAGGGUUAGAGUUAUCUCGCGAAGACUUGCUUGAGUUAAUCAAGAAUAUGGGCUUUGACUUUGUGAAACAUGAGUCUGACAUAGAAAGCACAUAUUGCAAGGACAUAAAGCUGUUGGGUUCAUUUGUUUUCAAGUGUGAAUAUUGGGUGUGUAUUAAAGUGAGAUAA